AUGCGACAGAUGUUACCGACUGGGCAAAGAAUGCUUCUUCCGGCCGGCUGUCUCACGCAGAGCGCCGGCGAAGAGGACGUCGUAAGUGAACAGCAUGUUUUGGCUGCCUUUGGCCCGCUGACUAUUAGAGAAAGGCGAAUCGGUGACCUAGAAUCAAAGCUGGACAAGCUACUGACGACCAUUUCCCACCCCGAUAACAAGCUUUUAGAUGCUCGUCUCGAACCUGCCGAGCAAGCAUCGACUAUCGUAUCGUUCGAACAGGCCAGUGCUCUCGUUGCCCAUUUUCAGGGCUCAAUGGCGCUUCAUUUUCCCUUUGUUGUUUUUCCUCCGGGAACGCUGCUGGACGAGAUCCGGCAGAGUGAAACAUUACUAUUGCUGGCCAUUCUUGCGGCAGCAGCGUAUGAAGCCCCUGCCAGACAAGAGGCUUUGGUCCAAAAAGUUCAGACUGAAAUCAACAAACAACUGCACUCUGAUGCCAUGCUCACGGUCAAGAUGUUGCAAGCGUUGUUGAUUCAUGUUGCUUGGUGUCAUUGUCAUUCGGGUCCUGAAAGAUACUCGGUUUAUCUUCACCUCGCCAUCAGCAUCGUCGACCAGCGAAAAAUAGAUCAGCCGAAACAACUUCGCACCUCCCGUCCACGCAUGGCCAUUGGCCCAAAACAAGGAUUUUCGCCCGAGAACCCAAGUGAAGCAGCUGAACAGCGAGCUCUUAUCGGUUGUUAUUAUUUUUCUUCGUCUCUGGGCGUUCUCCUCCAGAAGAAGUGCAAAUUCCCAUACUCGUCCUUCAUCGAGGAGUGUGCAGAGUCACUUGCUCAAAUCGCCGAAUUCCCCACUGACCACCUACUUGGUCACAUCACCCGAUUCCAGCAUCUUCUAGAACAGGCCGAUGCUUUGUCUAUUUCUAAUUCGCCGCAUCUGCAUGCAUCCGACGACUCCGGCCUGAGGUCAUCGGUUCAAACUCUUCGUGAAAGAGUCCGCAUCUGCAAAUCUCGCAUACCCCCGGACUUGACUGAAAACUAUCUUCUAGCUCUGCAAAAAUAUACAGUCGAGCUGCACAUCUGUCAAAUCAGUCUUUUUGAUCGACCAAGCGAUUCCAAACUCCCGCCGCCAGAAUGGUCAGACUUUCGUAUUCAGGCUCUGCUCGAUGGCCUCACGGUUGCAAACCAAAUGUUCAUAUAUAUGAAAUGUAUUGACCCACAAAUACAGCGAGCGUCAAACCAUACUGAAUGGCUGCAAAUUGGAUAUUUCAUAGUCAUCUCUUGCAAACUUGCGGUGGCGUCUUGCGAGCUACCUGUUUUUCAUUGCACGCAACACCUGCGAGAAGAGUUGAACAUGCCAAUGAUGUUAGAUCUCGCCAUGGAGCGGAUGAAAGCCUUGACCGUGCCCGCGGACCCCAACCAGCAGCAAGGUCAUAACGAUCCCCCUUUUUCCCAUAUGGCGUGGUUGAAACCUAUCCAAGAUUGGUUCAACAGGCAUUAUGCCCCGAACGAGCCUGCUCAAGCAGGAGAAAUGGGCUAUGGUUCCCACGGCCUGAUUGCUUCAAACAAUACUUUGACUUUUGAUAUGGAGGAAGACAGUGACUAUUUGACUUCCAUGAACUGGUAUGAUUUCCAGUGGUCUAAUUUCUUUCCAUGGUCCGCAGAUGACAGACUGCAUGAGUGGGCGUAG
This is a messenger RNA of Talaromyces rugulosus, 1665 nucleotides long. RefSeq lists its product as uncharacterized. Bases 1 to 1665 code for a protein of 554 amino acids. The transcript has 5 exons. The record is from RefSeq and is a predicted model, not a curated record. Gene Ontology annotation, cellular component: nucleus. Gene Ontology annotation, biological process: regulation of DNA-templated transcription. Lineage: Eukaryota; Fungi; Ascomycota; Eurotiomycetes; Eurotiales; Trichocomaceae. Gene Ontology annotation, molecular function: transcription cis-regulatory region binding; DNA-binding transcription factor activity, RNA polymerase II-specific.